AUGCCUCUCGUCGUCCUUAUAUGGCCUUCUGUCCUGGACGAUAGGCCUUUAGAAUUGGAAGACCGGAUGGAAAAUCCCGAUUAUCUUCAAUAUCUCUACUAUACCCAAACAUGGACCCUUCACGAGGGGCCAAAGUUCUCCCUAGCAACGCUUAGGAACAGCCUCACUACGACGAUGAGGUAUAUUGCGGCCAAGGGACUUCUGGAGACCGGCAUCAGGUCCAAACGAACUUACUGCAACGACGUCGGCCUCCCAGAGUUGCGGAUGCUGAUCGAUCACGAUAUCCUCCACACGGGAUCUCAAGAAGUGGCCGAGGUCCACCAUCUUGCUUGGGCUUUGGGCCGCAUAUGUGCCCUUCGACCAGGCAGCCUCGGCUGGUCCCACCCAAGCAUGCGCGACGACGGCAUGGGAAUCCUCAAGCAUUACAGCACCAUUGACGAGCUUUUGGAUGGAGACCGGCGGAACAUCAUCAUCAAGGAGAGAUACCUGGACGACCCGAAACCCGGACACUGGAAAGAUACUACAUCGAUUCGAUACGGACGCUGGACGUUUACGGCCAUCGCCCUAGGCGAAGAGGAGAACCAAGACCGUAUGGCAACGAGGGAGGCCGAGCUGGCGCUUAACGUCUUGCGUAAUGAUGAAGCCAGCGCAGUAUUUGGGCCGCUUCUAAAUGAACACAACCAUGAACAAAAUCAUGGAAUAAGACGAAUCAUACCCACAACAGCCAACGCCCGCGGAGCUUCGAAACUAUAA
This is a messenger RNA of Neurospora tetrasperma FGSC 2508, 753 nucleotides long. RefSeq lists its product as uncharacterized. NCBI's taxonomy places the organism in Eukaryota, Fungi, Ascomycota, Sordariomycetes, Sordariales, Sordariaceae. The transcript has 4 exons. The record is from RefSeq and is a predicted model, not a curated record. Bases 1 to 753 code for a protein of 250 amino acids.